This is a messenger RNA of Neoarthrinium moseri, 972 nucleotides long. RefSeq lists its product as uncharacterized. The coding region runs from base 1 to 972 and encodes 323 amino acids. The transcript is spliced from 2 exons. Lineage: Eukaryota; Fungi; Ascomycota; Sordariomycetes; Amphisphaeriales; Apiosporaceae. The record is from RefSeq and is a predicted model, not a curated record.
AUGAACAACGAGAGCGUCGGCUCGCUCCUGGCCGUCAUCGCGAACUCGAUCAACGAUGGCCUGCGCAUCCUGAUGUUUGCCGACAAGCGGGCCUGGGGCCCCGACGAGUUCGAGCAGCUCCGCCUACUGGAGGAGACCAUCGACGAGGCCAAGAAGGACUUCCAGUCCCUGCCGGCCCUGGUCCACGGGAGGGGCUACUACGAGCAUGACAGGAAAAGUGACUCCCUCGAGGACCUUCGAAUACUGUGCACGCGCUUCGAGCUGCACGCGCAGAACUUCAAGGAGUGGGUGCGAACAGGCGGGCCGAUCAACCCCAUAUGGGCCCGCGAGACGAUAGAGCUCCGCCGCGAGCUGCACAGGGCGCAGUGCCGGGCGGCCCGGCGGAUAUUCAACUCGGAGCAGGAGACAUCGACCCGGUGCCUCGGCGCCUUCCAGGUGUUUCGGGUGCAGAGGGCACCAGAGAACCCGCAGCAGAGGAGUCUGGAGGAGCUCAUGGCGUGCAACCAGACCGGCAAGUUUGAGCGCUUCGGCGACAGGGACAUCGCCUUCGUGUGCGACUUCUGCGACGGCUACAUCGUGUGGGAGGACCUGCGUGAGAUGCCCUCGUCCAGGGCCGCGACCACCGGCGACAUUCCGGAACCGACCAGUGCGACGAGCAUGACGCCAUCGCAGGACACCAACUGGCAGGCGACGGGCUUCAAGAUGUCGGAUGGCGAGGAGAAGGCCGUCGUGUUCGCCCCCGUGGCGAUCGCGAACCACAUGCCCCCGGAGCCGGGCGAGUGGCAGGCCCGGAUCCUGUGCCCGCUCUGCGAGGACUACUACACCGAGGAGCAGGGCGAGGACGACAUGGAUAGGGUCAAAUGGAACCAAGACGAAGGCGGGUACGAGGGCAUGGCCGAGUUUCGGGAACACCUCGAGUGGACACAUGCCCCGGGCGUCCUCGCGACGACGAGCAAUUGCCAGAUCAUGUGA